CCUGACAUCUUCAAGUCACAAUCUUAAACACGAAGCUUCAGCAUCACACCCGCAGUCACACCUGACUCUGUUCCCCCCUCCGAAUAACCCACCGAAACAAAAAUCCGUUCGCUGUCGUUACUACCAAUCAAAAGAGUCCACAACCAACACGCACCCCGCCGCCACGUUUGCGAACCCGGCCAUCCUUCCUCACAUCUGCACCACCACCCGUAUUGCAUCACACACCCGACAUGUCCCGGUCAACCCCUCGCAAACGCGGCCACGCCCGCCACUCCUCCGCCUCCGGCCAUGGCCCCCGUCCCGUGCAGUCCGACUACGAGUCCGACGCCGCCCACUACAUCGACUCUCACCCGGUCCCCGUCCCGAACCCGGCCCUCUUCAACCGCACGAACACGGACCUCAACCUCUCGGUCCUGCGCCGCUACCUCCCCUCCAUCAACUCAACCCUCUCCAUCGCCGCCAACGCUGUCGUCUACACCUUCAACCCCUCCCUCCCCGGCUGGGAUAAGACGGGCAUCGAGGGCACCUACUUCCUCUGCAUGCAGGACCCGGCCCCGGGCGCCGGCCCCGCGACGCCCCGUGCCUGCAUCUUCGUGCUGAACCGUCGCGGUCUCGAGAACGUCAUCCUCGACCUGGUCGACGUCGCCGACUUCGAGGUCGUCGACGAGAUCUACAUCUUCCGCCUGCGCGGCGGCGAGGAGGACGGCAGCAAGGUCAUGGGCAUCUGGAUCCACGCCGACAAGGACGACACGCGCGUUAUGAACGCCGCCCUCAUCACCGAGACGCUCAGGCACGUCCGCAUCGCCGAGGAGCAGAACGCCGUCGCCGGCGGCGGUCCCGCCCCGCAGGAGGAGCUAGGGCCCGCGAUGCAGGCCAUCGGACGCCGGCUGAGCCUAAGCGACCUUUUCGGCGCGCAGAACGGGGUCAAGGGCUAGGAGUCCCUGGUGCCCGA
This is a messenger RNA of Colletotrichum destructivum, 952 nucleotides long. Its product is annotated as Putative mRNA-decapping enzyme subunit 1, PH-like domain superfamily. The record is from RefSeq and is a predicted model, not a curated record. NCBI's taxonomy places the organism in Eukaryota, Fungi, Ascomycota, Sordariomycetes, Glomerellales, Glomerellaceae. Gene Ontology annotation, molecular function: enzyme activator activity; mRNA binding. Gene Ontology annotation, cellular component: P-body. The coding region runs from base 231 to 935 and encodes 234 amino acids. The transcript has a single exon. Gene Ontology annotation, biological process: deadenylation-dependent decapping of nuclear-transcribed mRNA; positive regulation of catalytic activity; deadenylation-independent decapping of nuclear-transcribed mRNA.